UGCUAAUCUUCCACCAAGCACUCACCUGCCACGUAAAGAAUGCAUCGCGAAAUAUAAUCCGCCCCCGGCGCUCUCCAUCAACACAACAAUCGCGUUACCAUUCCAAGAAACACCUGAUUUAGUGUCGUUGCGUUUGCCACACUGUCCGUCCAGGUUGUUCUGAUGGCUUUGAAGAGCGAGAUGAAGGAAGAGCACGGCCGUUCAGACUCGUACCGAGUGGCAACGAUUCCGUCCAAUUACGACGACAACAAAACCGCAGACGGUAGAGCUAAGUCACGGAGGAAAAAUGUAAAGAAGCAAAGGAAAGCGGAAGACUUAGAUGACUUGAAACAAGAAUUGGACAUCGACUAUCACAAGAUCACCCCGGAAGAGUUAUAUCAAAGGUUUCAGACUCAUCCAGAAAAUGGCCUCAGUCACGCGAAAGCGAAAGAAAAUUUGGAACGGGACGGACCCAAUGCACUCACGCCCCCAAAGACCACCCCCGAAUGGGUGAAGUUUUGUAAAAAUCUCUUCGGGGGUUUCGCUCUCUUAUUGUGGAUCGGCGCCAUCCUUUGCUUCAUAGCCUACUCUAUCCAGGCUAGCACCGUCGAGGAGCCCGCCGAUGAUAAUCUUUAUCUUGGCAUCGUCUUAGCUGCCGUUGUUAUCGUUACAGGUAUAUUUUCUUAUUAUCAAGAAAGCAAGAGCUCGAAAAUCAUGGAAUCGUUCAAAAACAUGGUCCCCCAGUUCGCUACCGUACUUAGAGAGGGCGAAAAGCUGACCCUCCGCGCCGAAGACCUGGUCUUGGGCGACGUGGUCGAGGUGAAAUUCGGCGAUAGGAUCCCGGCCGACAUCCGAAUCAUCGAAUCCCGAGGCUUCAAAGUGGACAACUCAUCACUGACCGGCGAAUCAGAACCGCAAUCCCGCAGUCCGGAGUUCACUCACGAGAAUCCUCUCGAAACGAAGAACUUGGCGUUCUUCUCCACUAACGCCGUCGAAGGCACUGCCAAAGGUGUUGUGAUUAGUUGUGGUGACAAUACCGUGAUGGGCCGCAUCGCUGGUCUCGCCUCCGGACUGGACACCGGCGAAACACCCAUCGCCAAAGAAAUCCAUCAUUUCAUCCACCUCAUCACCGGCGUCGCCGUUUUCCUCGGUGUCACCUUUUUCCUCAUCGCGUUCAUCCUCGGCUACCACUGGCUCGACGCCGUCAUCUUCCUGAUCGGUAUCAUCGUCGCCAACGUCCCCGAAGGUCUCCUGGCCACCGUGACCGUCUGCCUCACCCUCACCGCCAAGAGGAUGGCCUCCAAAAACUGCCUGGUGAAGAAUCUCGAAGCCGUGGAGACAUUAGGCUCCACCAGCACGAUCUGCUCUGACAAGACCGGAACGCUCACCCAGAACCGGAUGACGGUGGCCCACAUGUGGUUCGACAACCAGAUCAUCGAGGCAGACACUACCGAGGACCAGUCCGGCGUGCAGUAUGACCGCACCAGCCCCGGCUUCAAGGCGUUGUCGCGCAUCGCCGCCCUCUGCAACCGGGCCGAGUUCAAGCCCGGCCAGGACAACGUGCCGAUUCUCAAACGCGAAGUCAACGGCGACGCCUCCGAAGCCGCUCUCUUGAAGUGCAUGGAACUAGCCCUCGGCGACAUCAUGUCCAUCCGACGCAAGAACAAGAAGGUGUGCGAAAUUCCAUUCAACUCCACGAAUAAGUACCAGGUGUCUGUCCACGAGAACGAGGACGCCAGCGACCCCAGACACAUCCUGGUGAUGAAGGGCGCUCCAGAGCGCAUCCUGGAGCGCUGCAGCACGAUCUUCAUCUGCGGAAAAGAAAAAGUAUUGGACGAGGAGAUGAAAGAAGCGUUCAACAACGCAUACUUGGAGCUAGGUGGCUUGGGAGAACGAGUGUUGGGUUUCUGCGACUUCAUGCUACCAACGGAUAAAUUCCCCAUCGGGUACAAAUUCAACUCCGACGACCCCAAUUUCCCUCUGGACGGGCUGCGCUUCGUGGGUUUGAUGUCGAUGAUUGAUCCCCCGAGAGCCGCGGUGCCGGACGCCGUCGCCAAGUGCAGGAGCGCCGGUAUCAAGGUCAUCAUGGUGACGGGCGAUCACCCGAUCACGGCGAAGGCUAUCGCCAAGUCGGUGGGCAUCAUCUCCGAGGGUAACGAGACCGUGGAAGAUAUCGCGCAGAGGCUCAACAUUCCGGUGUCGGAGGUCAACCCGAGGGAGGCCAAGGCUGCUGUUAUUCACGGUUCGGACCUCAGGGAUUUGUCGUCGGAGCAGUUGGAUGAAAUCCUGAGAUAUCACACUGAGAUUGUAUUCGCUAGGACUUCGCCUCAACAGAAAUUGAUUAUCGUGGAAGGUUGCCAACGGAUGGGUGCUAUUGUCGCUGUGACCGGUGACGGCGUCAACGACUCCCCCGCCUUGAAGAAGGCCGACAUCGGCGUGGCCAUGGGCAUCGCCGGCUCCGACGUGUCCAAGCAGGCCGCCGACAUGAUCCUGCUCGACGACAACUUCGCCUCUAUCGUAACCGGAGUGGAAGAAGGACGGCUCAUCUUCGAUAAUCUUAAGAAAUCCAUCGCCUACACCCUCACCUCCAACAUUCCCGAGAUCUCUCCCUUCCUCGCUUUCAUCCUGUGCGACAUUCCUUUGCCCCUCGGUACCGUAACAAUUCUCUGCAUCGAUCUCGGAACAGACAUGGUGCCUGCUAUUUCUCUGGCUUACGAAGCCCCGGAGUCCGACAUAAUGAAACGUCAGCCGCGCGACCCCUAUAGGGACAACCUGGUUAAUCGCAGGUUGAUCUCGAUGGCGUACGGCCAGAUCGGCAUGAUCCAGGCCGCCGCCGGCUUCUUCGUCUACUUCGUCAUCAUGGCUGAGAACGGCUUCAGACCGACCGACCUCUUCGGCAUCAGAAAGCAGUGGGAUUCCAAGGCCGUCAACGAUCUCAAGGACUCGUACGGACAAGAAUGGACAUAUCGAGACAGGAAGACGCUGGAGUACACGUGCCAUACCGCUUUCUUCGUUUCCAUCGUCGUCGUACAGUGGGCUGAUUUGAUCAUCUGCAAGACUCGUCGCAACUCCAUCGUCCACCAGGGCAUGCGUAAUUGGGCUCUCAAUUUCGGGCUGGUGUUCGAGACCGCCCUCGCCGCCUUCCUCUCGUACACGCCGGGCAUGGACAAGGGCUUGCGCAUGUUCCCGCUCAAGUUCGUGUGGUGGCUGCCCGCGAUCCCGUUCAUGCUGUCCAUCUUCAUCUACGACGAGACCCGAAGGUUCUACUUGCGUCGCAACCCCGGCGGAUGGCUGGAACAGGAGACCUACUACUAAGCGCAUCACUCCGUUUUGCGUACUGCCACCAGGUGGCACUGCGUCUGCUGCCGCAGGUCACAACAACAACAAAUAACAACAAACAAAACAAAAAACAAUUCACACUCAUCUGUCGAUCGGAAGGACUCCGUUUCACCCGCCGUGACGGCGUCGUUCCCAUGUCGGUCGUUGUGUACAAAAUCCUGUUGCUACUUCUAGUAAAUUUGCUGCAUGCUUACGCUGCAGUCCGUACAUUUGUAAUUUGAGAGCGAUUGAGAGAGAGUGAGAGCGUGCGCGUGAACGAGGGCGAGAGAGCGCGAGCGAGAGGCCGCAGGGCUGCCGUUGGUUGGUAGGUUGGUUGGUUGGUUGGUCUGCGAGUCGAGCAGCAGUGUAGAGACGCAAUAGUGUUUUCAUACAUUCCAAGUUGAAAACAGUUGCCUUAGUGAUGUCGGACUGUGUGCGAGUGGGUGGGGGCGGAGCCUUGACGGACGGCGGUUGCUUGUUGCGCGGCCUUCGGGGCUCCGCCACUGAACGUCUUGAACGAGGUAGUAUUAUUUAGGCUUUCAACACUUAGGUUAGCUAGAUUGUAACUGUGUUGUUAUAUCGUGUUAAGUGUCAUACCAGUCGUGCUCAAUACACAUGACUACUAACUACUAUCACGAUUGUAAACGUUUGACAUUCGUUUCGUUUGUUGUGUAUAUAGUUUACGUAACGGGCGGGUAGCAGUUACACUGUGUAGGCAGCACGAGUCCAUAAUAUUGUUUCUAAAUAUUGUUACGUUAAACGUGCGGUUAGUUGUUCAACGUUGGAGCCACACUUCUGGAGGUCUGCUUCUGUAGAGCCCUAUUUUCUUAUACUCUCUGAUGCGCGCUGCGUUGGUCUGAGACCAGCCGACCACGGUAUUGUUAUCUUAUUGUAAAUAUUUUUAAGUGAUCACUUAAUUAUUUUUCGCUUGUGUUCUUUUCACAUUCAUGUUUUAGUAUGUAACGAAGCUGUAUAAAUUUGGGUUUUAAUAAAAUGGAUGAUAGUAUUACA
Molecule: messenger RNA, 4308 nt
Organism: Zophobas morio
Lineage: Eukaryota; Metazoa; Arthropoda; Insecta; Coleoptera; Tenebrionidae
Gene: Atpalpha
Product: sodium/potassium-transporting ATPase subunit alpha
Exons: 11
Coding region: 163-3294 (1043 amino acids)
Biological process (GO): intracellular potassium ion homeostasis; proton transmembrane transport; sodium ion export across plasma membrane
Cellular component (GO): plasma membrane
Molecular function (GO): P-type sodium:potassium-exchanging transporter activity; ATP hydrolysis activity; ATP binding
Source: RefSeq, a predicted model, not a curated record